Prionailurus viverrinus (fishing cat) is the source of this 3204-nucleotide messenger RNA. RefSeq names its product alpha-1,4-N-acetylglucosaminyltransferase (gene A4GNT). The transcript has 6 exons. Bases 1200 to 2225 code for a protein of 341 amino acids. Gene Ontology annotation, molecular function: acetylglucosaminyltransferase activity. Gene Ontology annotation, biological process: protein O-linked glycosylation. The record is from RefSeq and is a predicted model, not a curated record. NCBI's taxonomy places the organism in Eukaryota, Metazoa, Chordata, Mammalia, Carnivora, Felidae.
UGUACAGUAUAAGUGACUAUACCCAGGGAAGGCCUCCCUCCAUAUAAAUUUUUAAUACGUGGCAGGCAGAUUCCGGGAUCCCCUGGCCUUGCAGCAGCCCAAGAAAUUCUAAAAGGUUUGUUCAAUUUGCAUCAACAUUUUUUGGCAUAGUCAGCAGGAUAUCAGAGCAACUCUUGUGAGAUCACCUGGAGGUCCCCUGGAACUCGGCCCUCUACCAGCACAGGCCCUUUGUUCCUCUCCAAGUUCUCAGCACCUCGCAUGUGUAUUGGCUUCAAGGAAAUUCACAAAAAGGACUUGUGAUGAGCACAGGAUUCUGAUAUCUUUAAGAUCAUAAAACUAAACUGGGUAAGAAUUUUCAGAAUUAAUGGAAAAACUGCAUUCAGACAACAAGAAUUAAUAACAUGAGACAAAGUGAAUUGAAAAAGAUGAUUAUAGUUCUUAUGACUCUUGUUUAAAAUACUCUCUAAUGUUCUCUAAUGUUUGCUCUUCCAAAUUUAAGAAAACCUUUUCUCUUAAGAUCUAUGGCUUAAUAGAAUUUGAUAAAAUAUUCCUUUGUAAGCAAAUAGAAACAUUUGUCUUUUCUCCCUAUCUGAACCCUCCAGAAUUCAGAAACUCUAAAUGAGAAUUCUUUCUCACUUGGCAAUUAUAGUCAUUUACAUACAUCCAAUGAGAAUCUGUUUUCCUUGUAACAGGACACCACUGAAAACAUUGGCUACAUUACCAAGUCUUUAACUAGAAUGUCAUAUUUGAGAGACACCUGCAUAGAUUCAGAUAUGACCAGACAGGUUUAAGGAACUAAGAUUAACUUUAUGAAGCCAGUAAAGUCCCUUGGAAAUGUUAGCCUGAUACCUUGCUUAUAGAGUUCCCAAGAGCCUUACCAGGUAAGUAAAGAAUAUCACUUCAGGUGCAGGAACCUCAGGAUAUUUUGGGGACCGCAGGAGAAGAGAAAUUCACCCAAAUCUACAGGUAUUGCAGGCUGGAUCCUGAAUUCUUCUGGUUUCCUCAAAUGCCUGGCUAUGACUCUCCAAAUGAAGGUUUCCAGUUUUGUCCCAUUCUCUUGACCUGGAAUCACUGAGAACUAAAACUGCCCCUUUUUCUGAAGGCCUGCAAACUGAAACUAGACAACUUGAGGUUUGGAGAAUGUAUAUUUGUAAUUAGCCGUGUUGAUUUAAAGGAGCAGGCGGGAGAGAGGAGUAGACAUGCUGAAGGAGCUCCAGUUCUUCCUGUCGGCCAUCCUGCUGCUUGCCUGUGUCUUCUUCUACCAGCUCAGCCUGAAGUCCAGCUGUCUCUUCUCUUGCCUUCCUCCCCAAAAGGCCCAGCAAGACCCGGAAGCCCUCCUGGGCCAUGGGCAUGGCAUUGUGUUCAUAGAGACCUCAGAGAGAAUGGAGCCAACGCCUCUGGUCUCUUGUGCUGUGGAAUCUGCUGCCAAGACUUACCCAGAGAAGCCUGUGGUGUUCUUCAUGAAGGGUCUCAACACCACUACACGGCUGCCCUCAAACUCCACUUACCCAGCCUUUUCCCUCCUCUCAGCCAUAGACAAUGUUUUCCUCUUCCCUUUGGAUAUGAAAAGGCUGUUUGAAGACACACCAUUGCGUUCAUGGUACACUCACAUCAACGCCAGUGUGGAGAGCAACUGGCUCCACGUCAGCUCAGAUGCGUCCCGCCUGGCCAUCAUCUGGAAAUAUGGCGGCAUCUACAUGGACACCGAUGUCAUCUCCAUCCGGCCCAUCCCUGAGGAGAACUUUCUGGCUGCACAGUCUUCUCAGUACUCUAGUAACGGGGUGUUUGGAUUCCUCCCCCACCACCCCUUCCUGUGGGAGUGCAUGGAAAACUUUGUCGAACACUACAAUUCAGACAUUUGGGGCAACCAGGGUCCCAGUUUGAUGACAAGGAUGUUGAGACUGUGGUGCAAACUUAGAGACUUCCAGGAGGUGAGUGAUUUCAGGUGUUUGAACCUGUCUUUCCUACACCCUCAGAGAUUUUACCCCAUCUCCUAUCCAGAGUGGAGGCGCUACUAUGAAGUCUGGGACAAAGACCUGAGCUUCAAUGACUCCUACGCCCUGCAUCUGUGGAACUACAUGAACAACGAAGGAAGGACUGUGGUUAGAGGGAGCAACACGCUGGUGGAAAAUCUCUGCCGUAAGCACUGUCCCAGGACUUACAGGGACCUGAUUCAAAGCCCAGAGGGGUCAGUGACUGGGGAGGUGGGUCCAGGUAACAAAUAGAGCCCACACUGGCUCUAUGUUAUAGAACUGGUUCCUGGAGUGCCAGCGUGCAGCUCAUGUCCACGUUCCCCAGGGGUGGGGGGGUUUACCCACGUAUCGCUUAGGCUCAGCUUUCUCUGUCUAUAAUACAAAAAUCCCAAAGACCAUUGGUGUAUAAAAUAUAGAAGCUUAUUUCUCUCUCAUGUAAAAGAAGUCUGAAGGCAGGCGAUUCGGGGGGGCGGUGUGGUCACUGUGGUCAUUGGGGACCCAGGUUUCUUGCAUCUCUCUUGUUUGUUAUCCUUAGCGUCCAUAGCCCCUGGUCUAUGUGGCUGCUUGGUAUCCAGCCCAUUAUGUCUGCAUUUCAGGCAGCAGGAUGAAGGAAGGAGGAACGUACCCCUCCUUUAUUUUAUGAAAACUUCCUAUAAGUACUGUGUAACACUUGCCUUUACAUCUCACUCACUCACUGCAAGAGAUGCUGAAAAAUUUAAGGUGGAAGAGAAGAAAAUGGGUGUUAGGAGAGGCAGCUAACGGUUUUGCUACCUGUUAAAUUUACUUCUGUAAGAUUAAUUUCAGCAGAAUGGACUAGGGACAAAAAGUCUUGAUUUCUGAUCCUGACUUUGAUAUUCAUUAGUGAAUUCAGUCAAUGAAUAUUAACCAAGCCCCUUCUGUGUGCCAAGCACUGAUUUAGUUGCUGAAAAUACUGCUGGAUCAAGCAGACAUGGUUCCGUCUUAGUCAGUUUGGGCUGCAGUAACAAAGUACCACGGACUAGGUGGUUUAUAAACAACAGAAAUUUAUUUUUCACAGUUCUGGAGGCUGGUAGUCCAAGAUUAGGGUGCCAGCACAGUCAGGUUCUAGUAAGGAUCCUCUUCUGGUGGCAGAGGGCACUUUUCUUGUAGAAUUCUCGUAUAGGGGAAGGGGUCAAGGGAGCUCUCUGGGGUCCUUUUUAUAGAGAAACUAAUCCCACUCAUGAGGGCUUCACCCUCAUGACCUAAUUACCUC